This is a messenger RNA of Adineta steineri, 714 nucleotides long. The record is from the annotation of a GenBank genome assembly. NCBI's taxonomy places the organism in Eukaryota, Metazoa, Rotifera, Eurotatoria, Adinetida, Adinetidae.
AUGUUAACUAAAGCAUUUGUUACAUCAAAAAUUAAUGAUACAAAUGGAUUUAAUGAUAUUUCACAAGAUAAUGGUGAAGAUUUUUGGAGGGCAUUACAAGGGCCCAUUUUUUCACGAUUGUAUAAUAUUAAUAUUACGGCAUCGAAUGUUAGUUAUGGUUAUAUAUUUAAUGAAAAUAAAAUUCUCGGAGUACCACGAUUGAGACAAGUUCGAAUUCAAGGGUAUACAGAUGAUGAUAUUAAAAAAAUUAUUAAUAAAUAUGAUAAAAAUAAUGAUGGAAAUCUAGAUGAAGAAGAACAGAAACAAAUGAAGCAUGAUUUGGAUAUUGGACAAAUUAAGAUUGAUGACAAUCAUGAUGAUAAUAAAUCAGGUGUUAUACUUCUUAUUAUUGGUAUGGGGUCUUUCAAAACCAUUAGUUUAUUCAAAUAUCAGUCAUCUACAAAACGCAGAAGGUAUCAAUAUAUAGAUAAUGAUAAAAAUAAUUUACAAAAUUCACAUGUGGCAAUCCAAGUCAACCCAUUUUCACAACUGAAUAAUAGUGGUAGUUACCAACAAUAUUCGACGAUAUUACCAUUGGACGAUGAUGAUGAACUAAUACAAUCAGAUAUAUCAUCAAUAUCAGCAUCAAUUUUUUGUGAAACUAGUUUAAUUGAAUUACGUUUAGAUCAAGAUACCGAAUAUGACAACGAUUUAGCAGAUGAAGAUAAUAAUUAA